Molecule: messenger RNA, 339 nt
Organism: Pungitius pungitius (ninespine stickleback)
Lineage: Eukaryota; Metazoa; Chordata; Actinopteri; Perciformes; Gasterosteidae
Product: transcription factor 4
Exons: 2
Coding region: 1-339 (112 amino acids)
Biological process (GO): regulation of transcription by RNA polymerase II
Cellular component (GO): transcription regulator complex; chromatin
Molecular function (GO): RNA polymerase II cis-regulatory region sequence-specific DNA binding; DNA-binding transcription factor activity, RNA polymerase II-specific; protein dimerization activity
Source: RefSeq, a predicted model, not a curated record
AUGGAACGUGAGAAGGAGCGGCGGGUGGCCAACAACGCGCGCGAGCGCCUCCGGGUGCGGGACAUCAACGAGGCGUUCAAGGAGCUCGGGAGGAUGUGCCAGCUGCACCUAAGCCACGACAAACCUCAGACCAAACUUCUCAUCCUGCACCAGGCCGUCAACGUCAUCCUCAACUUGGAACAGCAAGUCAGAGAGCGCAACCUUAACCCCAAGGCAGCAUGUUUAAAACGCCGCGAGGAGGAGAAGGUGUCUGGCGUGGGGGGGGACGCGCCCAUGCAGCUCUCGGGGGGCCAUCCUGGUAUGGGAGGAGAUGGCCACAACCCAGUUGGCCACAUGUAA